Panicum virgatum (switchgrass) is the source of this 495-nucleotide messenger RNA. RefSeq lists its product as uncharacterized. The record is from RefSeq and is a predicted model, not a curated record. Lineage: Eukaryota; Viridiplantae; Streptophyta; Magnoliopsida; Poales; Poaceae. The transcript has 2 exons. Bases 1 to 495 code for a protein of 164 amino acids.
AUGGAGGCGUACUGCAACGCAGUGCGUCGCCUCGAGGACAAGUUCGAUGGGCUCGAGCUCAACCACAUCGCGUGUAAGUACAACGAAGAAGCGGACCAACUAGCCAAGAUCGCGUCCGGGCGAACCACCGUUCCUCCGAAUGUCUUUUCCCGUGACCUCACCAAGCCGUCUGUUGACUUCAAGAACCCUACGGAAGCCAUCGGAGCGGCGCCCGGACCCUCGGGGGCUGCGACCACGGGGCCAUCGGCCGAGGACCCCUCGAUAGAGGAGCCCGAGGCCAUGGAGACUGACUUCGAGACCUCCUUUGUGGAUGAGGAUGAAGCAAUGGAGAUCGAUGAGGCCCCGCCUCUGCGAGACUGGUGCACCCAGUACCUUGACUGCAUGAUUCGAGGGGUCCUACCUUCGGACCGCACUCAGGCGCGGCGCAUUGCGAGGUGGGCCAAGUCCUUCCUCUUGAUCGACGACGAGCUGUACAAACGCAGUUCGGGUUUCUGA